Pogona vitticeps (central bearded dragon) is the source of this 1749-nucleotide messenger RNA. It is a transcript of the gene MEF2B, whose product is annotated as myocyte enhancer factor 2B. Gene Ontology annotation, molecular function: protein dimerization activity; DNA binding. Lineage: Eukaryota; Metazoa; Chordata; Lepidosauria; Squamata; Agamidae. The record is from RefSeq and is a predicted model, not a curated record.
UGCACCGGCUUGGCGCGCGGCCAAAGGGCUCCUGCGCCCACUUUUGCCAGCCAAGAGAAUCGGCUUAAGUUGGAUUCCGCGCAAUUGUUUCCACGCUUCCUUCCACGAGGGAGGCUUGUGGGCUCGGGCGUCUUGGAGGGGGUUCGGAAUUAUCCGCGGGCUCCUGCUGGAAGCGCCUGGACCCGCCUGGCGGCGGGAGGGCAGGUCACCUUCACGAAGCGCAAGUUCGGGUUGAUGAAAAAGGCCUACGAACUCAGUGUUCUUUGUGACUGUGAGAUUGCCCUCAUCAUCUUCAACAGCACCAACCGCCUCUUCCAGUACGCCAGCACCGACAUGGACAAGGUGCUCCUGAAGUACACCGAGUACAACGAGCCACACGAGAGCCGGACAAACUCGGAUAUCUUGGAGACUUUGAAAAGGAAGGGUGUCGGCCUCGAAGGCCUGGGGGCGGACGUCGGAGGGGCUUCCGAACUUCCCGGGUAUCCGAGGCAGCUUGGGGAGAGUGCGGGUCUCAGGCCGGCACCGCCAAAGCUUAGGCCGGCCACGUCUUCAUCUCGUCUUGAGGGGCCCCCCACAGAAACCCCCCUCUCUGGGGCCAAGCAGUGGGCAAGCAGCCCUGGGAAUGCCCCUCUUCCACAGGCGUUUCCACCUGCUCUCCCCAAACCCUACGGCCUGGUUUCUAGACGCUCUCAAGCGACAGGUAUCAGAGGACCCAUCAUCCCCCACAGCCAGCUCAGCCACAUGGUGUUGAGCAAAACCCCUCCGCCAUUGCAUGGGGAAGCCGAUCACCGUUGGAUGGAAGGGCCCCGGUCCUGCGCCGGAAGCAUCCGAGGGCCUGACGGUUCAGCCCCUUCUGGUCUCCAAGGGAGAAGCCCCGUGCUGCUCACGCGAAGCUCCUGCCUCCCAGGUCACAGUCUUCCGGGUGACUCCUUCCUGUCCUCCGGCCCUGCAGAGUUUGAUCCGGAGGAGAGCCGAUCCCCCGCCUCCGGCAUGCAGGCAAAGCCCACGGCUCUGUGGGAGCCCCGAGACAAGGUCAUGAUCACGCUCCAGGCUCUGGGGGCAGGGGGCCGGAUGAGUGGCCGGACUCUGGCGCCCCCUGGUUCCCCUCCCUCACAACCCUCGGUCAGGGUCAAAUCGGAGUGGAUCUCCCCUUCGGACAGCUGUGCCGCCAUGGCCCCGAAGCCCGUCUGUGCUUUCCUGCCACCCCUGAGUCAUGUCCCCAUAGACUUUUCCCCGGGGGGUGAUUUUUCUAAAUCUUACCUUCAUCCAUGCUUUCUCUCACAGCCUUUGGUGGAGGAACAUCUCAAGGUUCCCACACGUCCGCUGCAACCCACAAUACAUGACUGGUAAAGAGAGUGGCAACAGACAAGGCAGAAAGACAGACAGUGGGACCCCAGUAUCCACGGGAUCCAUAUCCACGGAUCCUUUUAACCACAGUCUGAAAAUAUUCAAAGCCUUAAAAAGAAAAACCCUAGAAAUAAAGAUUUCCAAAGAUGAAGUCAGCAAAACUGGCUGCUAGAGGCAACCAGAUCCCAUGCUGUGUAUAAGUUCCGAUAUCAUAUUGUUUGCUAUAAUCCACAUUUUUCCGCAUCAGCAGAUGGGGGGGGGAGCUUGAAAUUGAUUCCCCAUGGAUCUGGGGAUCCGAAUGUAUUGGUAUUUUUUUUAGUUUCAUAUUUAUGUGUGUCUUCUGUGCCAUCAAAUCAGAAGUGACUUAUUGCAACCUUUCAAGUGAAGUGAGAUAUUUCAGGA